UCGAUUUGUUCAUCCCAUUCAUCUAUCCGAUCACUCCUGGACCUUGCCGUGCAAGUCUAUUUAAGGCAUUCUGUCUUGGCUUCUUCCUUGCUCAACAGAAAUUCCGGCAUUAGCUUUUUUCAUCCUUUGACAAGGAAACCACAUCCAAACGCAAAUAUUCGUCUCGUACAUAUUUGAGACUGCGACACUUCCGAUCGGAAUAGCUACAGGUUAGCUAUCUAUCAGACCAUCCUUUUUCACCUCGAGAAAUAAACUUCCGAGGCAAAAAUAUCAACACAAAUCAUCCAAGAUGCGUUUCUCUACUGCUACCUUGGCGGUUGCCGCUUUGGUCGCCGGCGCUUCUGCGCACAUGAACAUGGCCAGCCCGCCUCCUCUGAAGUACAAGGGCAAUCCAAACGCCAAGACGAUUGAUAGCGAUAUCACCUCGCCCAACGUCCCUUCGACUUUCCCAUGCAAAGGUGCUCUGGAUGUCUUCGACAGUGCCGAGGGUGCCUCUGUUGCCACUUGGGCCCCUGGUUCCCAGCAGACUGUCAAGAUCGAGGGCGGAGCCAAUCACGGUGGCGGUUCGUGCCAGAUCUCCCUCAGCUACGACAGCGGGUCUACUUGGACUGCUAUCUACUCAAAGCAAGGUAACUGCCCGGUUGACACCAAUCUCGCUUUCACCGUGCCUUCAGAUGCGCCUACUGGCGACAAGGUCUUGCUUGGCUGGACCUGGAUCAACCACACUGGCAACAGAGAGUUCUACAUGAACUGCGCGUCCAUCACUAUCGCAGGUUCGAGCAGCAAGCGUGAAGAGAUCGAGUCUGCCGCCAAGCCGGCCAAGCGUGAGACCGCUUUCUCGUCACGCCCAGCCAUGUUCGUCGCCAACCUUGAGGGUAAAUCGGACUACUGCGUCAAGGAAGGUGUAGAUGUCCUCUACCCCGAGCCCGGUCCCGAUGUCGACACGGUCGGGUCUUCCGGUGGUCCCCCUGUCAACUGCGAUACUGGCGCUGCAGUCACUGGCAGCACCGGUUCUGGCUCUGGUUCCGGUUCUGGCUCGUCUGCGUCGGCCACUGCUACAGCUGCCACUUCUGCUGUUGCUACAACCACCGCCGCUGCCACAAGCAGUGCCGCCGCCGCCACGAGCGCCAUCGCUACCGCCUCCGUUUCAAUUCCCGGUGGUGUCUUUGUUACAUCUCCUUCUGGCGGUGCCUCGUCGACCGCAGCUCAGACCACUCAGCAAACAACUCUUCAGACCAAAACAACUGUUAUCAGCGUUCCUACAUCGGCAGCUGCUACCAAGACCAGCAGCGCCGCACCAGCCACGGGAUCCGGAGGAGCGGUAUCGGGAUCUCAGACAGGUGCCUGCUCCGAUGAAGGAAGUUGGAGCUGUUUGUCCGGUGGUUCUAGCUUCCAGCGAUGCGCGAGUGGCCAGUGGUCUGCCGUCGUGCCCAUGGCCGCCGGCACUAGCUGUACGCCAGGUACAUCCGACACUCUUUCCAUAGCCCGCCGCGCGAUGGCCCGCCCUAUCCGUCGCAGCCUCACCUCCUGGAGCAUGUAAAGGCCUGAGAGAGUCUUGGACAGGAACACAUGUGGAUGAUCCAUCAAAAAUUGGAUGAUACUUUUCUUCUCUUCUUCUUUUGAGGCCUGGGGCCACUUUUUGACACUUGUACAUACACGUGU
Messenger RNA from Truncatella angustata, 1662 nucleotides. RefSeq lists its product as uncharacterized. The transcript is spliced from 2 exons. Lineage: Eukaryota; Fungi; Ascomycota; Sordariomycetes; Amphisphaeriales; Sporocadaceae. The record is from RefSeq and is a predicted model, not a curated record. Bases 290 to 1540 code for a protein of 416 amino acids.